AUGUCCGUUUUGCUACGGCAGGAUUGCAUUGUCGAGGUAUCAAAGAGAACUGCUGUUAGCCAUCCAGUAGCCAAUAUCGAUAUCGGAGCCGUUACGCGGCGCCGUGCCAAUAACGACGAAGAAGAUGAAUAUGAAGAGGUUGGCCCUUCAUAUUUACCCCCAGCAGCCAGAAGAGAAGGAGCCCCUGCAUUUGUCAGAGUGUCCCUGAAAACCUUCGGGGUGACGGGUAUGAUAGUAGACUCGGAGUCUCGUCUCCUUCCCGAGAAGAUCUUCAGAUACGACGCCUUACUCGAGAAUCUGCUCUGCCGAGCCAUCAACCAGUAUGAUAGUUUGAAACAAACAGGUUCACAAUGUGGAAUAGACGAAUGA
This is a messenger RNA of Glarea lozoyensis ATCC 20868, 369 nucleotides long. RefSeq lists its product as uncharacterized. Lineage: Eukaryota; Fungi; Ascomycota; Leotiomycetes; Helotiales; Helotiaceae. The transcript has a single exon. The record is from RefSeq and is a predicted model, not a curated record. Bases 1 to 369 code for a protein of 122 amino acids.